Molecule: messenger RNA, 5520 nt
Organism: Phytophthora sojae
Lineage: Eukaryota; Oomycota; Peronosporomycetes; Peronosporales; Peronosporaceae
Exons: 2
Coding region: 1-5520 (1839 amino acids)
Cellular component (GO): cytoplasm
Molecular function (GO): phosphatidylinositol-3,4-bisphosphate 4-phosphatase activity
Source: RefSeq, a predicted model, not a curated record
AUGCGGAGACGCAGGCCGCAGCUGCUGCUGGCGGCGCUGGCGGCGCUGCUGGCGGACAGGAUACAGGCCCAGAGCGCGUCCGCGUCCUCCACAGGCUCCGUGACGGCGUCAGACACCACCGAGGCCGACGACUGCUCGGCCUGCUGCGUGUCGGCCACGUCGUCGGCGUCGCUUCUGGCCAGCGGAGACCCGGACCUCUCGCUGCUUUGCUGCCAGGAGCAGCAGCCCAGGAACCUCUUCGGGACGGCGCACGGCGAGUGCAGCGGCCUGCCGUGCUGCGAGUACAGCGGCCGCAAGGCGCAGAACCACCAGGCCUGGUACCCGUGCGUAGCCUUCCCCACGUGCCAGAACGACUCGAACAAGCAGGCCUUCUGCAACGGACAGGACCUGUGGUACUACACGGAGGGCUACGACUGGUCGUGCACGGACGAAUGCUGCUACGGACUCGUGCUGGACUCGAACGUGUGGAGAGGAUACGAGAACAACUACCCGGGACAGACCAACGGCACGUUCGGAGUCACCAUCACGCCAACGGACUUCAUCGACGUCUUCUACCCGGACGGCAUGGACGGAGAGACGUACACGGUACACCAGAUCAUGCUGACCAACCCGCCAGGAUACAACUUUACGGAGAACUGCUCGUGCUACUUGGAGCGCGUGGCCAACUCGACGGCCAACGCGCAGCGCGAGAGCACGACGUGCGAGGUGUCGACUUUCCUCGGAGGCAACAGGACCUACUUGACGGUGGACAUCACGGAGAACUACCAGUCGAACGAGACGUUCGUGUUUCUUUUCGAUGGCGUCGUGACGCCGUCCGGUAUGAACGACAGUGCCAGUAUCACGUCCAACGUGACGUACACGACCACUUCCAACCUCUCGCCCGUGUAUUUCAUCUUCAACGACUCGGAAAACACGGCCUUUGACACGUACGUGCGCAUCACGGACCUGACCAGCGCGACACUGUCCAGCGGAUCGUUCCUGCCGGAGAACAUUUACCCGGGUAACUCGGGCAACGCCAGCCUCACGUUCUACACGGACGCCAACAUCCCCAAGGGGAGCUCCAUCAAGAUGACGUUCGGCUCCAAGUGGGGGUUCUCUGCUGACGCAGUGUGGUCGUGGGAGGUCUACCCGCUCGUGACCUCGAGUGAGGACGAUUUUUACGGCUUUGCGUUAGCCACUACUACUGAGACAGAAGGCGACGGCGCGAACAACUUUACGUCGGCGACCUUCUCGUCUUCGGAUAACUCGUGGACGCUCGUUGUGGAAGAACCGAUCUCGAUUGGCUGGGUCAGCCUUGGUGUCGACACUGUGAAGAACCCGUCGGUGGCGUACUCUGGACUGGACGCCACUUCGAUCAAGAUCCGCGACCCGGACGAUCUACUGAUCAUUGAGGGCUCGUUUUCGGCCAUUUCCGUGUAUUUGACGUCUGGUGCAACAGCGAGUCCGUACAACUACGUGACUAUGGUCGUGCUUGUAGGAUCGCUGGCGUUCUGUAGUGUGGCAAUCCGGAAGAACGGUCUGUCGUUCUCGCUGGGCUCCAUUUGGACGGAUAUCACCGCUAUUUGCACCGUGUUGGCGCUGUGCACGGCCAUCGUGAACAACUUCAUCUGGUUCUUCACGCGUGGCAGCACCUACUUCUACAUCAUGCACGCGUAUCUGUGCUUCACAUUCACGAUGCUCACAGCUGUGUGUUUCCACUGGGGAACAGUGCUGAGUUUGCGCCUCCGAAAGCUUCCCAAGCGCACCGCUGUCGUCGCAUUCGUCGUGCUGAACAUGUUCUUCUACGCGUUCCAGAUCGGCUACCUGCUCAACUACCAGACCCUGAUCGCACGUGUGUAUGACUCCGAGAACGAUGUCACGACUCUGGCGUAUCAGCAGUGCAAUGAGGACGCCGAUACGUCCGCUACCGUCUUCUCGGAGAUCCAGGGCUACCUGUGGGCGUGCUACGCUCAAGACGACGACAACUUCUUCCUCGUGUCGACGUCCGUCACGUACGGUAUCUUCUUGGUGCUCACGUUCGUUGUCAUGGCUUUGGGCGUGAUGGUUAUGCGACGUGGUAAACUGCUGCUCGGCAACGCCUCGGGCCCCCAUCAGGUUGUCUUGGUGAAGGCUUUGCGGCUCUACUACGCGCUCAUCGGUAUCGUCACGCUGGUCUACCUCCUCUCUUGGGUCGUGCAGAUCAUUUCGCGCACCACUCGAGGCAUCGCGUACCCGUGGUUCUACAUCUUCACCGUGUGGCUUCCGUGCUCCAUUCCCCCGUGUUGUUUGAUCUUCUUGCAGUGGAAUGCCACGGCCCAGUCGCUGCGUGACGCCAAUCGCGAGAUGUCGAGCGACUGCAGUCCUCUAUCAGAGUCGGGCUAUGGCGAGAUCCGCACGCCCAGCUUCACGUUCAGUACGUCGGACCGCUGGACUGAGGGUUCUUUGGAGAAGAUUGAGGAGAUCAUGGCCGAAGGCGCAGCUACCGCGGACGCUGUGUCCAGUAGACGCUCGCUGAUGAACUCAACGAUUUCGCCGACAGACGAUUACGUCGGCCUCUCCAUGGCUCUCGAGAUGAACGAGGACUUUGCUCACGGCUGCUUUAUCGUGAUUCAGCGACUGGAAGUGCAGGAGGGGCGAGACAGCACGUCGUCAUCGUGGCGGCAGAUUAGCAACACGGAUACAGUGAUGGCUGGCGUGAAGGACCUAGCGCCGGUUGCCUUGCCUCACCAGCAGCGUUAUCUGUACACGUUCCUGUCAGUGCCUCGGAUCCCCGUCAGCACUUCAGCCGAGAAGAUUCGUAUGGUGGUGUAUGCGCUGAACUCGGCGCCUGCAUCGGUAAACCAUGAGGACCACUCGGAGAUGACUGCAGCGGAGGUAUUGGCAGCGAUGGAACGCACGCAAAGCAGUCGCGAUUUCGAAGACGACGACGGUGAUUACAGUCAGCACACCUUGGACUCGUCACUGGUGGAGAUGGAGGCGUUCGGCGGAUACCAAAGCUCACGGGUUAUUGACGAGCUCUUCGAGAUGGAAUCCCCAGGGUCCACUGAGGACUUCACAGCUACAGGAGAGAGCCGAUCCGAGUCCAACUCUGGAUCAUCCAUCGUGCCUCACACAUUCAGAGUGGUUGCCGAGUUCACUGUGUCGACGGGCACUCUCGUGGCCGCAGGCGCGCGCACGGAACAAACGGUGCUCACUGCCACGGAGGACUCGUUCAAGCACUUUGGCCCCAACGCGGCCCCGCCAAAGUUGCUGGUGAACACGGUUAUCCCCAAGGCAGCAGGUGCCAAGUACGGCUUCAACGGUGUGGAGGGUGGCCUCCACGCAGCCACCCCGGCAAUCAGCAAGCAGUAUCACAUCCGUGAGCAGGGUUUGCUGGUGGUUGAAGACCUUACCGAAAGCCGCUUCAGCAACUGGAUCCCGCGACAGAUUCUGGAGGUUAUCAUCCGGCAUCGCACGAAGGAGCUCCUGAUUGCCGAGAACGACCUUGCUCGCUUGGAAGCGUACGACCGCCAGCGGCAAAAGGGAUCGGACCGAGGCAUCUACGAGAACUUGAUCCAGCAGAUCCAGGACGACGGCGACCUGAACCGGUGUCGCGAGUGGAUGCUUCAACGCUGCAACGAGCGCAAGGAGUACGUAGAGCUGCUGCGCCAACUGCGACGCGUGUAUGUGCUUCGAGACAAGCGCAAAAUGUUCUUCAAGGCCAGUACGGAGAAGAAGAACUCGCAGCUACGAUUCCUCCCGAUCAACCUGCACUUGCAAGAGAUGUGGGUGGGCAACGCGGACGCCGUGGCCCAGACGAGUGUCGGAAGCAGUGGCACCACGGAUAUCAACGCUAGUGCUGCGGUGUACGACAUCGUGACCGUGGGCGCCAUGGCAGCUCACAUCUACAAGUUCAAGAACGGCGGCAUCUUCGGACUGGAGGAGCAGCACGCCAAGCUCAAGCCGCGUGUGCGUGAGCCGCAGGGUUCGGCUGCCGCCCACCACCAAGUGCCGCUCUGGACAGAGGACGAGCAGAAGGCCGAUGAUGUCGAGUGGGUUCUGGGCAAGCGUAUGGACGUGUGCUUCCCUCAAGCUGUGGCUGCGCUGGUGACGGCCUUCACGCGCAAGGUGGACUUGGCGUUGCAGCACGCGCGCCCGGAGCAGGGCAAGGCGAUGCUGGAGCAGCUUAGCAAGUUGGGCUUCCUGUUCGACGUGGAGAGCUUAGUGUCUACACACGGUAACGAGGCUGGUAUGCUGGAGGAUAUGGCUGGUGCUGUGAAUGAGCUCCGCAAUGUUCGCUUCGUGCUGGUGGACGAGCAGGAGGAGAUUGGCGAGACGGACGAAGAAGGUUGCGGCAGUAAGUCGCCCCGUUCGGUGUCCUACCGCGUAGAGGAAGAGACCAAGCUCAUCCCGUCGUCGUCGGACCGCUCGGACGCUAGUGUUAGCAGUCGCGGUGCUGCGAGCAGUGAUGGAGACGAGAGGGGCAUGGAGCUGAAGGUGAAGCAGCGGCAGUCCAUGCACUUGGAGUCGCUGGAGUCUGCGGCGUCGUCCAACUCGACAAACUCCACCAACUCGACCAACUCGACAGGUAUCGGCGGUGUGAUCGACGUGGACGUGUUCACGAGCAUUGACGAUGCGCUCUCGGAAACGAGCUCCGCCAACGCGGGCGAUUCCGAGAGCUCCGAUGGCCUCUCCGGUGUCGGCCAGCGGUUGCUGAGUACGUUCAUCAAAGCGCGUAACCAUCGACUGCUGGGCGGACCGGGCGGCAACUGGGACAACGUGCAGUCGCUGGCUCCUGCGUCUGUGGACAAGCUGUUCUCGUACACGAACCUGGUGAUCCGCGUGAAGCUGCGUUCCGGCAAGGUGAAGCUGACACGAGCUCUUCGUCACGGUGGACCCAUCAAGGUAUGUCCGGUGCUCUUUACGCAAGGUAUCAACGAGAAGCAGACGCUGGCCAACAACACCGGUUCGUCCGUGACGCGACUGCAGGACGUGAUCAACGCCAACAGCCUCAAGACGCUGCGCAGCUACUGCGACCGGUACUGCAACUACACGUCCAUGCGGCAGAUGCAGGCGCUGCAGAAGCAGGAGCGACGGCGGGACAACUCGACGGAUUCCGAGUCGAGUGCGCCUCGACCGAGCGCGGUCCUUCCUCCGACAGGUCCGUCGCGCGACGAAGUGUAUCGCAUCUUGGGCGAGCUGGACAAGCUCAUCGGCACGGCAGGACGACAGGCUCGAAAGAAGCGCCCGGAGAUCCUGCAACUGAGCUCCGACCUGUGCCGCAGCAUCUCCGGCGGACGUGUGACGGUGUGCAAGUCCGCCAAGGAUCGCACGGGCAUGUCCGUCACGCUGGAGCAGGGCCGUAUUCUGGUGCAGCACCACGGUCUCCGCGAGCAGAAGAAGGCGGGGAUCGUGUCCGUCAUGCGCUCCGAGGGUGUGCGUAUCGAGAACGCGCUCAAGAACACGGGACGGAGAGUGUUCGCGUUCAACGCGCUGCAGCGGUCGCUGCUGCCCGAGGAGUACCGGUGUCCGCCGCAGACAAGUGGCCGCAACGUGUCGUAG